Messenger RNA from Alternaria arbusti, 774 nucleotides. RefSeq lists its product as uncharacterized. The record is from RefSeq and is a predicted model, not a curated record. The transcript has a single exon. NCBI's taxonomy places the organism in Eukaryota, Fungi, Ascomycota, Dothideomycetes, Pleosporales, Pleosporaceae. The coding region runs from base 1 to 774 and encodes 257 amino acids.
AUGCCUCACGCGACCCAACAUCCAGCUCUUGCGCCCGCCGCACCUCCCACGAAAACAUUGGUUGCGCCGAAUGGUAAAGCUCGAUCUGACAGUUUUAUGAGCGUCCACGAAAGGAAAGACCUGCAACAAGCACAUGCACUGAACCCACUCGACCCAUUUGAAAUUGACGGCACACCUGUAAACGAGUGCUCGACUGCAGCACCAUCCGAACACGAUCUCGAAGAGCUGAGAUCCACCCUCACUGAAGCCAGGAAAACCAUGUAUGCUGCUAUGAAUAGAUAUAGCGACCUACACUGGAUCGGUGAGCUUCUUUACCAGCUCCCAAGCUCACCUCAGGUCUAUGCCGUUUCGGAAACACCAGUCGAGGAUUCAGAUUACCCAGCACAGAAGACUUUAGCGAAAGCGCCACGUCCGCCUCCUCCCAAACCAGAACCUCUCUCGCGUGAUGGCUUCAUUAAACUCCUGGAAGAUGAACACCUAACCUGGCUGCUCGAGCACUUAGACUCACUACCCGUUCUGGAUGACUAUGCAGCUGUAGCUACUGACGACCCUAAAAAGAAGCGCUGUAGGGUUGGUAAGCCCAUAGGUAAGAUUCUGAGAAAGGAUCAAACUGACGAUCUUGAGAGGAGGCUGUGCUGUUUACAUGCGACUGAAGGGGGCUUUGAUAAUCAAAUGAAGAUCAAGGGGGGGAAGAAACCAUGGAAGUGCUGGCCAAUUAAUGCCGAUGAGCCUGUGUUGGGGGAUGACGAGGAUGAGGAUGAAGAUGGUGAGUAG